AUGUCUCAAGCUUUGGUCGCAGUGAUUUUCGAACUGCAUAGUGCAAAAAGCGUUGGGACAAAAGGUCUACGCACUUUUUAAAAAAUCGUGCUAUAUGCCCAUUUUCAGUCGCUCCUAGAAAAUAUGAUCUCCAACUCAAGCCGAAGCCAUAUCUCAACGAGUCCUGCGACUUCUACAAACCCGACCCUUAUCAUCCGAGAAUUAUGAAGUUUGUGGACGAAAAGUAUAUUCCAAAAUGCACACCACAAUACGAAGUGGUUACCUCGAUCAUCAAUGGAACAUUAAUGAUUCGAAAGAAAGAAUUUUCCGAAUUUGGACAUUGGAGCUACCGGUAAUCACAGUGUUUCUUAUUUUAAACUUAAAUGUAUGUCUUUAGAUGCCUUAAAACCGUUGGGCAUGCCAACUUUACGGUUGAAGCUUGGGUUGAAAUCGAAAGACCGGACAGCGCCGAGCCCCACUGCGAUGUGGUUGAGGUGAAGGCGGAGAAAGAUGGUCAACGUUUUUAUCAAUUUGUCCAUGUUCAAAUUUACAAACAGUAAGUUUUCAUACCAAAAUUUCUUUAAAUUUUGUAUACUAUUCGGGCACAGGCCGCACAUCAAUCGCUGAAAAGUUUUUUAAAAGAUGAUUUCUGAGUCAGUGCGCCGCACGUCAAGAAAAAAUAAAAGAAAAACGGGCGCCCAAUGAAAAAGCCUAGAAUUUUUUUUGGCAUUCUGCCCUGUGCAAAUUCGUUUUUGUCCAAAUGGUUUGCAAUAUUUUGACGUAAAGAUUAAUAGUAAAUCACAAGAUAUUGAUACCAAUAGAAAGCUCAAGAGCUGCUUAAGCUAACAGAACCAAAAUAUACCCAUAAUCAUAGUGUUUUGACAGUCUUCCAAGGCGUAUAAUACAACGUCUAAAUAAAAGUUUGUAUCGACGAUACCGAGUCAGAGAGCACUGGAAGGAGGUAUACGCUCCGCGUCAAAAAAAUCAUUAAACUGUUCUUCGAGUAUCUACACCGGUCUCGUCCCGCUUGAUGGGACAGUUUUUUUGAUAUUCGGCCUUGAAAUUUGCACUAUUUUUAGCCUAGCUCGAACCAUGUUCAGAAAAUGCGUCACGAUGACACCAAUUUAGAAUGUACCAGUAGUAGUACUCUCUAUAGUUCCCGUAAAAAAAAUUAGGUUAAAAAUUGCUGUUAUGUGCAAUUUGGAUGACAGAUUUUAUGAAUUUUUUUUCGCUGUGAGAACCUUUGCAAUGCCCGAAAUUUCUUGACGUGAGCCGUGGACAUAGGAAAAAAAUCGACUUUGAGUUUUUUGCAUUAAAAUGACUGUUGGAAGGGUCUAAGCCAAAGCGAACAAUAUUUUUACCCAAAUCCUUCGUAAAGGUAUAUUUUUUGACAAUUUACUGUUUUAGAAGUAAUCGCCUCUAGCUAUAGCAUCGUGCAUUACAGUGCAGUCAUGUGACGGCUACUGCAGUUUUUCACCCUUGCGAACACGAUGGAGUGAUUAUUUUUCCCGGUUUCCUACUGUAACGUACCGUAAUACCGUACCGGCCGCUAAAAACGGCCGUUAAAUCUUUGUUUCUAAAAACCCCCCGCUGAUUUUUUGAUAUGUUAAUCAGCGUAAAAUUCUGCUCUAGACCCAAUUAAAAAAGUGCAAAAAGUGGGGCGGCAAAUUUCGUGGUGUAGUGGUUAGCGGGCGGGACUACCAUUCCAGCGUCCCGGGUUCGAUGCCGGCUGGGUGGAAAUGUCAAAAAAAUCGCAAAUUAAUUUUGAUGUAAAAAUAAGGGAUGUGCGAAGAACACAAAACAAUUUUAAAUAAUUAUGACACCUCUGUUUUCGAGUAAACCCGGUCUAAUAUAAUGUUAGCGGCUGAAGACGGAAAAAAUAAAGGUGCUUCAAAUGGGAUAAAAUUCAUAGAAGUGGUUUUACAGGAUAUUAUAAGAAACUUUCCCGCUAGUCUUUCUUUGUAGCUUACAGUAUAACGUGUCGAAAUUCGCAAAAAAAAUCGCAUUUUUGCCGACUUUCAGUUUGUUAGGGUGAAUCAAAAAAAAUUUUUCUCCGUAGUGUUUUUAUAAACUUCUACUAACUGUGAUAGCGCACGCAAGAUUUAAGUGUACCCCCCUGUCAAUAUGACGUGACAAAAACGACGUCAAUUUGACUGAAUUUACAAAGCUACAUCUAUUUUUCAGGUACGACAUUCGAUUGUCAUCUGAAGAAGCCCCAAGUGUUCAUAUCAUAGUCAUGGACACUGUCUCCUCCCCCAAUUUUGUGCGGUCAAUGAAAAAGACCAAGAGGGUUUUGGAGGAAAAGUUGGGCGGGAUUCAUUUGCCCUACCUCAACAAGGUCGGCCAUGGAAGUAUUGUCAACGCGUGGAGCUUUUUAUUCGGUAGGUUUGAGGAGGGAAAUCUAAUUUUAAAUGCAAUAGACAUUUUUCAAUGAGUGAAAAUUCGUCGAAAAAAAGCGCUACGAUAAGAUCAAAAUAAAUCAAGAUAAGGCGCGGUGAAAUUAAGACGCUGAGAACGCGAUGAUGUAGUAAUUACGGGAUUUAAAUAACGUAGAGAUACGUAUUUUUAAGUUAGACGCAACCGGAGCGAGACGUUUUUUGCGAAGAAAUUUUGAAUUAUGGCCAUAAGAAGCAAAAAUCGAUUCUGAAAAUAAGAAAAAAAUAUGCCGCAAUUUACAUAUCUUAGAAGGUUAGGCUUUUAAUUUGUACAAAGUUUAAUAAAAGAAUUGUGAGUUAUAAAUUUAAAAUCUCGGGUCCCGACAGGAAAACCUCGAAAUAAAAUUUUUGCAUAAAAACUAUGUUAUUCCUCUACAUGUCACGACGUAUUUUAAACUCAACUUCCGAUUAUGGGGAAACAACGAAACGUGUCCACAACGAAAAAUUGCAGAGGUCCGUCAGCUUUUGGCCAAGAAUGAACCUCUCUACAACGAGGCUCUUUAGUAAUGAAUAAUUGUCAAAACUAAGCAAGUGCUUUUAAAAAAAAUAAUAAAAAAAUCAAGUUUUCUUAAUUUUCAACCGAAAAAUUAUAAAAAAAAACUCAUUUUACAGAGGAAGUUCUCCAAGUGCGACGCUCAGAUUUUCUUUAAAUUUUGCACAUCCGUCGGUUAUGGACUAAAUAUCAAUUCCUGAAAGUUUUAGCUCGCGCUUUGCGGGCACCGCCGAAAUAUCGAACGAUUUUUGCCGCCGAGAGAGCACGCUAAACGUGGAGAGCAGUCAGAGAGAAACCCGCUUUUUGGCCAUAACUUUGGCAGUUUCGUGCGGAAAAAUUUGAUUUUUUUUAGAAACAUUAUUCUUUACGGUAGAAACAGGCAUGAAAAUUUUCGUGCCGAAACUCGGAAAACGGCAAAAAGUCCUAAAUUUUGGCUGACUUUCAAUCUAAAAAUCUCGGUUGUUUCUGCAAAGCGCGAGCUAGGAUUCGCAUAUAUCUUAGAAAAAAUUAUUCUAAAUUUGGGCCAAGUUUCAUCAAAAUCUGAGCGUCGCACUUGUAGUAAUUCCCCUGUUUAGUUGGGAUCAACCUGGCAAAAACUGACUCGACCUUAUUGUCGUAAAUUGUGAAUACAAUGGAGAAAUUACAUUCUGUUGGUACAAUUUUUGCCCUAUUUCUAAUGACAUUGCCUAUUUAGGGGGUUACCGAGAAACUCCGCUGUAUUUGGCAUUUAUAUGUAUAUUUUUUUUAUUUUCCAGGGCAUUCCCCGGAAAACGGCUCCGAAACAAUUUGGGGUCCUGGGCUACGAGGGAUGCCUCCAACUCGGAAAAAGUUUUUGAACCCUUUCUACAUUGGAACCGCCUUCCAGCGCAAGCAAUACCGCACACUGCUCAGCGAGGACGACGUGGCUCCGAUCACUUGUUACCAGGGUUGCAAGGGGUUGGUGAAUCCGGCGGAUCAUUGGAUGGCGUAAGCAAUAGAUCUAAUUCUUUUUACUGUAGUAAUACAGUGCGCCCCAGGUUUUUGGUUCUACCCCAUUUUUUGAUCAUAUUUCGGGGGUUUUUUUCUCAAAUGCCAUGAAAUUCUACACAAGUGUUAAUCAACCUUUAAGAAUAAGGUAUUAAGAGCAGGUUGGUUCAAAACCGGACUAAAAACUCGCAAAUUUCCAAGUGGAACCAAAAACCUGGGACACCCAAAAUUUUAAAAAAAUCGCCAUAACGUCAGAUUACUGAAGCCAAAUGGGAUGAAACUUUGCACAGCUUAUUCUCAAAGGUUGAUUAACACUUGCGUAAAAUUUCAAGGCAUUUGAGAAGAAACCCCCCGAGAUACGAUCAAAAAAUGGGGUGGAACCAAAAAUUUGGGACGCACUGUAUAUCAUGUUUCAGCGCCUACAACAAGCGAGUCAACUAUGACAACCCUAAUAAUACAGAUCUGUUGAAUUUCAAUGAGACGAUCGAGUUUCGCCGCCGCUACGAAGAGUCUUGUGUGGAGACGUAUACGACUUUAUUGAACACUUUGGAUCAGUUUAUCAACACGUACAACCAUGAAGCGCAAUUUUCGAUGACUUGGAUGACAAAAAUGGCGCAUGAUGACAUAAACUUGUUGUAUCAUGUGGACAAUGAUUUUGCAGAGUUUUUCGAAAAAAAUGUGGAAAAUGCAAGUUGUAGUGAAACACUUUUAAAACACUUUUAUACGGUAAAAACGUGUUUUUUCUAUUGCCCUGCGCGUUUCGCGUACUCUCUCGGUCGCAAAGAUCGUUCAAUGUCUCGGCCAGCCAUAAAAGCGCGAGCUAAAAUUUUUAGGAAUUUAUAUGUGGCCUUGUCCGAAAUGUGCGCAAAAUUUCAGAAAAUCUGUGCGUAUCACUUGUGUAGUACUUCCGUUGUAAAAAAAUUUAGAAAAAUUAAAAAAUAUCUUUAUUUUCGACAAAAAUUCCUAAAAAUCGUGAUUUUUUCUUCAAGACGUAAGCUAUAAAAUCCGGUCUUGUCCGAAAAUGAAAAAAAAUCUGCUUAUAAUUAUACCUUCCUCAAGGAAGUUUGAACAAAAAAAAUUGUCAAAAGUUCCACUUUCUUCCAUAAAAAAUUUCAAAAUCUGUGAGGACCCGUUCGGAUCCUCACGCGUCCGGCAUCACCUCUUCCAACCACCAGUUCCAACGACCCAGCGCGAGCAGGUCCUCGAUCCGGUAGGGGAGCGAUUCGCGCUGCCAGACGCCACUGCGCUACCGCAGUACGGGGAAAGGUGCCGCUUUUUACGAACCUUUCCUGCUUGUUGCCAGAUUAUGCAGAGAAAACGUAAAUUUUAUUAGGGAAGAAAAACGUAAGACAUCAUUUUCUUUUUUUUUUGCGGGUUUAGGGGAGAAAAACGUAAAUUUUGUUAUGGAGAAAAAACGUGUUUGUUGCCAGCUUAUGCAGAAAAAACGUAAAUUCUAGGGAUGGAAAGCGUAAGGCAACAUUUUCUUUUCUUUGUUUAGGUGAGAAAACGUAAAAUUUAUUAGGGAGAAAAAACGUAAAUCAACAUUUUCUUUUUUUGCAGGUUUAGGGAAGAAAAACGUAAAUUUUGUUAGGGAGAAAAGACGUAAAACGACAUUUGCUUUUCUUGCAGGUUCAGGGAAGAAAAACGUAAAUUUGGCUAGGGAGAAAAAACGUAAAGCAUCAUUUUCUGAUUUGUUGCAAGUUUAGGGAAGAAAAACGUAAAUUUUAGGGAUGGAAAACGUGCGGCAAGAUUUUCUCUUUUUUUCCAUUUUUAUGGAAGAAAAACGUAAAUUUUUUAGGGAGGAAAAACGUACUUGUUGCCAGAUUAUGCAGAAAAAACGUAAAUUUUAUUAGGGGGAAAAACGUAAGACAACAUUUCCUCUUUUGUUGAACUUUUAGGUAAGUAAAACGUAAAUUUUUUUAGGAAGAAAAACGUAAAUCAAUAUUUUCUCUUUUUUUGCAAGUUUAGGGAAGAAAAACGUAAAUUUUGUUAGGGAGAAAAAAUGUAAAGCAUCAUUUUCUCGUUUUUUUCAUUUUUAUGGAAGAAAAACGUAAAUUUUAUGGAUGGAAAACGUGAGGGUGACUUUGUGGAGGAUCACCGUAGAUUUUUAUGGGGAAAAAACGUAACCUUCUCUGAAUAACAAAUCGAUCUACAGGGAGAAAAAAAUUGUCCGUUAUAGAGGGUUUUUCUUGUUUUUGAAGGUUCACCAUAGCUCUCAAAAAGAUUUUUUGAGAUCUAAAACAUGUUCGGCUACAAAUAGGGAUGACUAUAUGAGAGCUUAUUGCAUAGCGAAGUAUUGAAUUUUGACUAAAAACCGCAAAUUCCCCUAUUUUCAGCUCAAAAACUCGUUUGUUUUCCUCAUGGCCGAUCAUGGAACGCGAUAUGGCGCCGUCACUGAAGAGCCUUUGGCCAAAUACGAGGACUUCAACCCCACUCUGAUGGUUACCCUACCUGAGAGCCUUCGAAAAGACGAGAAAUUCCGAGAAGUUCUGCGGGAAAAUGCCAAAGAAUUGAUUUCUCAUCAUGACGUUUACGCGAGUCUGCAGGACAUUGUUUGGGUAAGAAAACAAACUUUUUGCUGAUAUCACUCUGUCGGGAAAAUAAUGUCAAAAAAAGAGCGACGGGUUUUUGAAAUCGGAGUUUUUUUCACUUGAAAAGGGAGGUAUUUUGCCAUAUUUUUUGAUAUUUCCCGGGUGCGAAAUGAUGCGUUUUUUGCCACUAGAUGAGGUCCCACACUGUACUAUGCAAGCCAAGGAGACCUCAGAAUAUAUGCAGUGUCGCAAAAAUUAGGAAAAUGUAGGUUGUGACGAUUUAUAGGGUGCUUACAGUGGCGGGCCUGAUCCGGCAGCAAAAACCGUGCCGGGAAGUAUCAAAAAUGUGGCAAAAUACCUCCCUCUCCAAGUGAAAAAACUCUUUUUUCAAAAGCGCUCCCGCUUUUUCCGUAAAGGAAAAGGCGCGCGCCCUUCGAAACGACGUUUUUUCACUUGGCGAGGGAGACAUUUUGCCACAUUUUUCGAUACCUCUCGGAUGCAAAAUGGCGAGUUUUUGCCACUGGAUCAGGUCCGUCACGGUACAAACCCGUACCGUAAUUUAUGGAAGCAUUAGAAAUUCAUUGUUGUCUUACGUGUCGGGAAAAUGGUAAAAGUUCCUUAUUUUGGCCACAACUUAUAACUUUGCGGAAACUGGUCGGAAUUAGCCCAAAUUUAGCGUGCACGCUCAAUUCAUCGUUGUCAAUGCCCGAAAAGUGGAUUUAGUUAGUGAGGUACCUUCUUUUUUACGUACCACCUAACCACUCAUAAACGGCUGCAGCCUGUGAUUUUACACUUUAUACGAUGAAACAUGUCCGGAACUAAACUUAUUGCCUCCGUAUGGAACUAAAUGAGUCGUCACAGCCUUCGUAGUAACCCUUAGAACUAUAGAGCUAUAUAGUAAUUCAGUGCCAGCUAUGUGGAAGCGUUUUUUCCUAACUUUAGUGUCCAAGCUUGGGCGCAGUUCGCGGAGUGCCUUUGUUGUGGCCAAAAUAAGGAACUUUUUCCGGGAAAAUUAUGAGCAUAAUGCCGCUGCAGCGCUGCACCGAUCGCGUCGUUGAAGUGAAAAAAAUUUGAUUUUCACCGCGACACAAUUCAUUUUCCCAGCGGCGAUGCGAUUUUCCUUUCAACAGAGUGCUCAUUAUUUUCCCGACAAACUAAUCAUAAAAAAGAUCGCUGAUUUAAAAUUAACACGCAAUCUUAGUUUAAAUGAGCUUCGUCUGCGACGGAGAUCUGAACCGAGAUAACAAGACUAGCGAGUGCUUUGAAAAAUUCGUUCCAGAUUGUCGAAAUUUGAGAUUACUCGUCGGGUUUGGCGGAUUCGAAAAUCCGCCGCCGAAUUCCCAAAAACGUCAUCUAAUUUUGAAAAUAUCAAAAAAAUCGGGAAAAUGUAGGCAUUUUGAAACACUUUGACAUUUCGUCGCACGCCUUGACAUUUCGUCCAAUCGAAAUGUCACAUUUCACAAAAGAAAUAAAAAUUAUUCCUAGGAAGUUUCUCAUAGUGCGACGCUCAAAUUUUGAUGAAAUUUGCGAGAAAUCUAGACUAAAUUUUUCUAUGCAAGAUUUCUAGCUCGCGCUUUGCUGAAACGACCGAAAAUUUUUGGUGGAAAUUUGGCGAAAGGCCGAAAUUUUUUGUAGGUUUUUGCCAUGAAAAGCAUCGGAUUUCUACCAGAGAUUGCCACGGUCAAAAUUUUGGCUCCGGCUUCGGCUCUUAGCUCCCAGAGCCGGAGCCGAGGCCAAAUUUGCAGCUCCGGCUCCGGCUCUUGGCUCCGUGCAAAAUUUAGAAAGGCCUCCGGCUCCGAAUCCCGGCUCCUAUGCAAAAUGGUUUUUAAAAAAUAUUUUUCCAAAAAUAAAAGUUAUUAGUGCCAGAAAUCAUACAGCCAACGUUUUUGCAGUCAAGUCACAUCCUCCGCAGUGUUUUUCAAGCAAUUUGGGUGAACAAGAUCACGAAAUUUUUACUUUUCUGACCGCUGGGAAGCCUGGCUCCGACUUUGAGCUCGGGAGCCGGAGCCGACCCCAAAAUUUCCGGCUCCGGCUCUGGCUCCCGGCUCGGAGCCGGAGAAGCUCAGAGCCGGAGCCAAGAGCCGGAGCCAAGAGCCGGAGCCAAGAGCCGGAGCCAAGAGCCGGAGCCAAGAGCCGGAGCCAAGAGCCGGAGCCAAGAGCCGGCUCCGGAGCCGUGGCAAUCUCUGAUUUCUACUGAAAGAUAUUUUUUCCACAAAAUUGCUGCUUAUUUUGAAACGCUCAAAAAUUUUUGAAAAAUAAAAAUCAAAAAAAAAAUUUUUUUUUUGAAAAAUCAAAACCUUGAAUUUCGCGAUUUUCAAUAAUUCAAGUAAUUUUUAGAGCAAUGGCCAACUUUCCGACCCAUCCACCGAGAUCUACAGGGAAAACGUCACCCGCCAAAUGAUUGGCUCCUCAUUUUUCCGCCCGCUUCCGCAGCCUCGCAACUGCUUCACGCUGAAGAUCCCCCAGAAUUACUGUAUGUGUCAGAAGAUCGCAAGAGUUGAGAUCAACUCGGAAAUGGGGAUUAAGAUUGCGGAAAAGUCGAUUGAAAUGAUCAACAACGAAUUGAUCGACAACAAUUUUACGGACAUUUGUGUGAGGCAUUACUUGAAUAAUCAGACGGAAACUCAACUAAUUGAGUAUGAUAACCGAGGAAUUAAUGGGGAAAAGGUGGUGUUGGUGCUGUUUAUGACGUACCCGGCAAAUGCGAGAUAUGGAGCGCAUGCUUUGGUAAGAACGGAUUUUUUUUUGACAUUUCGUCCAAGACAAAAACCAAUAUUAUUUUUGACAUUUCGUCAAAAAACAGCAAAAAAAUUUUUGGGUUAUUUUUGACAUUUUCGAGGAAAAAAUUCACAAAAAUACGAUUUUCAAAAAUCAAUAUUUUUUUGACAUUUCGUCCAAAUUUUCUUUAACUGUAUUUACUGAUUUUUUAGCCAGUUUUAUAAAAAAAAAUUAUGAUAAAAAUCAAUAAUUUUUUUUGACACUUCGUCCAAAUUUUUUAAUUGUCUUUAACUGAUUUUUUUAGCCAAAUUCAACAAAAAAAUUAUAAUAAAAAUCAAUAUUUUUUUUGACAUUUCGUCCAAAAAAUUAUUUUUGGCUGAAAUAUCAGUCUGUCGGGAAAAUAAUGAGCAUAAUGACGCCUCGAAAAUCGCAUCGACGCCGAGAAAAUUAGUUGUCUAGCGAUAAAAUCAAAUUGCUUUUCACUUCAGCAACGUAAUCGGCACAGCGAUAUUGUGCUCAUUAUUUUCCCGACAGACUGAUAUGAAAAAAAAAAUGUUUUUUUUGUUAAAAAAUGUCCUUCAAAAGAAUCCAAUAAUUUUUUGACAUUUCGUCCAAAAUCAAAACAACAUUUUUUGAGAUUUUUUCCAACAAAAAUGGAGAGUUUUCACAUUUUUAUGCAUUUUUUCAGGUUCAAAACGGCAAUUUCCAAAUUCAAACCGAAUUUUUCAACCGAAUGAACGAAUAUUUCUGGCAAUCGCAAUGCCUAUCGACGCGAAUAUACCGAGAUUACUGCUACUGUAAAGAGAUGGCGAGGAUGGAAGGCUAUGAGGUGGCGUGA
Molecule: messenger RNA, 9960 nt
Organism: Bursaphelenchus xylophilus (pine wood nematode)
Lineage: Eukaryota; Metazoa; Nematoda; Chromadorea; Rhabditida; Aphelenchoididae
Source: the annotation of a GenBank genome assembly